AUGGCGUCCGAUGAAAUUGUAUGGCAGGUCAUCAACCAGCAAUUUUGUGCCUUUAAACUCAAAACAACAAAGGGUCAAAAUUUCUGUCGCAAUGAAUACAACGUUACCGGCUUGUGCAAUAGGCAAAGCUGCCCAUUGGCAAAUUCUCGUUAUGCCACGGUUCGGUCAGAUCCUGAGACCGGCACCAUGUAUCUUUACAUGAAGACUAUCGAACGUGCCCACAUGCCCAGCAAGUUAUGGGAGCGGAUCAAGUUAUCUUCCAAUUACGCCAAGGCUCUUGGGCAGAUUGAUGAGCGAUUGAUUUACUGGCCAAAAUUCCUUACGCAUAAGUGCAAACAGCGUCUGACGCGCUUGACGCAAGUUGCUAUUCGGAUGAAAAAACUUGCCAAGGACGAAGAGCGACUGGGAGAGCGAGUCGUCCCCAAGUUGGCACCAAAGAUCAGACGGCGAGAGGAAACUCGCGAGCGGAAAGCGGAAUCUGCUGCUAAGAUUGAGCGUGCCAUUGAGCGAGAGCUGAUUGACCGGCUGAGAAGCGGCGCCUACGGUGACCAACCGCUCAAUGUGGAUGAAAGUAUAUGGAAGAAGGUUCUACGGGGACUGGAAAGACAGGGAGAAGGCGAAAGAGAUGAAGAUCUUGACGAAGGCGAGCAGUAUGACGAAGAGGAGGAGGAAGGUGUCGGCGAGGUCGAAUACGUCAGCGACUUGGACGAGGACGAGGAUCUCGAGGACAUUGAAGACUGGCUCGGUAGCGAAUCUGCUGGUUCAAGCGAUGAAGAAGAUGACGACGAUGAAGACGACGAGAGCGACGAAGAAGGCAGUGAACAAUCUGCUGGCGAGGAUCGAAAGCCAGCUCCUGGAUCCAAGCGCAAGCGAGCGGCACCGCCUCCCAAACCUCGCAAGAAAGGUGCUCGCGUGGAGAUCGAGUACGAAACAGAAGGCCCUGGCACCGAGAGUGUUUUGGCAUGA
This is a messenger RNA of Talaromyces rugulosus, 966 nucleotides long. RefSeq lists its product as uncharacterized. Lineage: Eukaryota; Fungi; Ascomycota; Eurotiomycetes; Eurotiales; Trichocomaceae. The coding region runs from base 1 to 966 and encodes 321 amino acids. Gene Ontology annotation, cellular component: nucleolus; preribosome, large subunit precursor. The transcript is spliced from 2 exons. Gene Ontology annotation, biological process: maturation of 5.8S rRNA; maturation of LSU-rRNA. The record is from RefSeq and is a predicted model, not a curated record.